AAAAAAAAAACGCCUUUUUUCUUGAUAAAAAAAAAAAGUCUCCGUAACGGUUGUCAACAUGCGGAACAACCCUGAUAUUCCUAACGAACUCUACUAUCUUGACGAGAAUUUCUCUAUUGGGUCACUUCGAAAAUAUCAACUCAAAGAGAUUCUAGCGGCUCACGAUAUUCCCUAUUUAUCUAGCAUUACGCGUGUGGAUCUCAUUAAUUUAUUUAAAAAAAACAUUGAACCCCGUCGUAAUGAAAUCCUGCAAGAGUAUAAGCAAAGGGAAGCAGAACGUUUAGAGGCUGAAGCCCACGAAACCUACGGUCGAGGCGGUCGUCGAGCUCAAAGGAAACAUCAAUCCGAACUCGAUCGAUUGCAACAUUUACUUCAUGAAAAGGAUGCAGACGGAUUUACUAUUCCUCAGACACCUUCCUCUAGAAAACAUUUUAACCCUGAAGACUCAUUUGCUUCUGAAGACGACGAUGAUGUUUAUAUUCCUAAACAGAGACCCAUAAAACCUCCCAAGUCAGCAGCUAAACCCAGUACAAGCUCCCCUAAACCCAGUACGAGCACCUAUAAACCAAAGAAACCUGUCGUUAAACCCAACGGCAAGCAUUCCAAGAAAUCCACACAUGUUGCAUUUAAUCCUGAGGAUUCAUUUGCUUCUUCCGCAGCAGAAGAAGAGGAAAAUUUCGUACCUUUGACCACUCAAUAUUACAGUGAAGAAGACGACCAUGAAAGCAAAGUUGAACGAGAGUCACCAGAGGAGGAAAAAGAGGAGGUGAAGGAGGUAGAGGAGAAAGUAGCGGCGGAGGACGAAGAAGAAGAAGAAGUAGCGGUGAUGGAAGAAGAAGAAGAAGCGGUGAUGGAAGAAGAGGACGAAGACGAAGAUUAUAAUGCAGAUACAGACGAUACAGACGAGGACGAAGAUGUGGGCCAAGUGGACCAAGAAGAGCUAGUUUUAUUAUACAAGGACCAAGCCGUACCACCUGAAGUAUUUGUAUCUUCUGGCUACCGUGAUAAACGUCAGACCUUGGCUGUAGCUACCGCUCGUUUCCAACAAUGGAAAGCGCGUUGUACACGUAUCCUUUACGGACUCUGUGCUGCGUACCUCUUGAUUGGUUCGAUUGGACUGGUGAUUACCUCCAUUGCACGCAAGAACAAUGGAUACUGUAAUACGUACCCAAAGGACGUGAAUCAAACGGCGAAUUCGAAUACGGGAUUUUUCUCAUUACUUCCUUCUUCCUGCAUUCCUUGCCCUGAUCAUGGUGUAUGCAAAGGAGGAGAAUUAACCUGUGAUGGUUUGUAUGAAAGAAAGACACCCAUUUAUAAUUUCCGUCACUUUUUGCCGAUUGCAGAUGAUUGUGUUCAUAAUUCGGCCUUGGGAAAGUAUAUUGCAAAAGUAGAACGCCAUAUCAAGUAUAAGUUGGCAACGGAACAAGGCAAAGCGACCUGUGAACAUUUAUUAGCUCAUCCCGAUCAUUUGCCACGAGAUGUUCCUCCUACGCGUGUCGCUGUGAAGGAUAUCAUGGACGAUUUAAACAGAUCCAUUCAAUCACAUUUACCUGCGGAUAAAAUGGAGGAAAUUCUUGUCAUUGCUUUAUCGGCUGUCUUGGAAGAUCCAAAAGUCCACUAUUGGGAAACUGAGAAUAAUGAACGUUAUUUGGGAACGGAUCAUUUGAUUCAACAAAAAAUGGCCGCUAAACAAAAAGUGAAUAAGAUGAUCCAAGCGGUGACGGAUCAAUUAAAGAAACAGUACGAUAAUCAUGCCAAAGAUCCAGCAAAGUACCCAUCACCUGCACUUUCUGCCUCCGAACUUCGAUCCUCCAUCGUGGAUAUCCAUGAUGCAAAGACAAUUAGGGAUUGGCAAAAGGUUUUAAAACAAAUGAUGGAUCAUCCUCAUAUUCGAAGAUCCUUUGUGGAACAAAGAGGAGAUCCUGUUGAAUACUGGGAAUUAACAGCUUAAAAAAGAAAAGAAAUUGUAAAUAAUAAUGCUUCACAAAAAAAAAAAAGUAAAAAAAAAAAUA
Molecule: messenger RNA, 2012 nt
Organism: Mucor mucedo
Lineage: Eukaryota; Fungi; Mucoromycota; Mucoromycetes; Mucorales; Mucoraceae
Exons: 5
Coding region: 59-1951 (630 amino acids)
Cellular component (GO): nuclear inner membrane
Molecular function (GO): chromatin binding
Source: RefSeq, a predicted model, not a curated record